AUGUCUCUAUGUGAAACUAAUGGAAAAAUUAAUGGAAAAAGUGAUUCCGAUAUUAAAGAAAAGCCAUAUUCGCCUUUUAAAUCUUGGAUUAGAAUAGAUCUUGAAGAAAUUAUUUUUUUACCAAAGAAUGAAUAUAUUUCAACGAAACGAUGUAAACAUAUCGAUUUUAUGUUUAAAUGGACAGAUAGAGUCAUUAUUAUCGGAUUUAAUGCUUCUAAUUUUAUUGAAGAAGUUCAAAUUCCUUUGAAUCAAAUUGUUGGAAUUAAAAUUACAAAUAAAAAUUUUCUUGAAAUUUCUUUGCGAUCAAACUUUUCUAAACACUUCUACCGUCGUAUUAUAGGUGAAAAUGGCAAAAUAACUUCUUCGGCGAUUCAUAAUGAUCCAACAAGUGGUCGGUUGAAAGAUCCUACUACCCUCGUGCUUAUUCCUUGUCAAAAAGUUCAUCCUUCAACUCUUACCUUUAUCAACAUCGGAAUUCAAAAAUUUCAUUUGAAUAAAUCCUCAACAAUUCGGAAGAAUGCGAAUGAUAAAUAUUUAGUAGAGGAGAUCUCUAAUCCUAUAUAUGAACAAGAUGAACAAGAUUCAGAAAAUGAUAUGCUCCAUAUAACUUUUCAACUUUUAACUCAUUCUCGUGCGUUAUUAGUUCCAUUUACAAUCUCAUUGGCAGAUUUAUUUCUUAGAAUUCAGUAUCGAUUUAUGAUAAUUAUUGAAAGUUUCGAAUAUAAAAAUAUAUUUGAUGAUUUUAUCACUGUUGAAUGUGAAGAAGAUUGGAAAAUUGCAAAGAUUGAUCGUGAUGUUGUUGAUAAAUUGAAAAUUAUUAUUAGAAUUUCAUCAAGAUGA
Messenger RNA from Dentiscutata heterogama, 840 nucleotides. Lineage: Eukaryota; Fungi; Glomeromycota; Glomeromycetes; Diversisporales; Gigasporaceae. The record is from the annotation of a GenBank genome assembly.